AUUAUCAAUUGUUCAUUGCAUUCCAUCAAAUGUAAACUUGGAAGUUUGAAAAGAUUAAAUCAAAAAUUUCUCGAACAGUUUGCUUUGAUUGAAUAUUAUUUUUGAUUCAAAUAAGAAGACUAAUACUCCCCCAUUGUUUAAAAUGGCCACCGCAAUGGCGGUGUGUGAAGUUUGCGAUGAAGAUUUUGACUCAAAAGACCACAAGCCACUUUGCUUGACUUGUGGUCAUACCUUUUGUGUCUCCUGCAUAAGAAGCUUACCUGCAGUUUAUGGAGUCAAGAGCUGUCCUAAAUGCAGGAAGAAAAUUGAUAAGCCUAUUAAUGGAUUGUUAGUCAACUACAUCGUGAUUCCCUCGAAGAACAAGGCAUGUAAAAGGAAACGAUCCACAGAGUCCGAGUGUCUCUGCUCUCAACACAAGAGGCAGCUUAAUUACCUGUGUGUAAACUGCACUGAAUUCGUCUGUUUUACAUGCACAAGAGACAUUCAUUCAACAUGUACUAUAGAAGUGUUGGAUGAACUGCAUCAGAAUGCUAAUGUGGACUCGAUGGCCAUAAUACGGUCCUUACUGAUGGACAAAAUCUGCAAACUGCAGAAAAAGAAAAGGGUAACUGGGGAUACUUUGACUUUGAUGGAUAAUUUCAUAGAUCUGAAGACUGAUGUAAAGAGAUGGGAUGAUUCUCUUCAAGACCAAAUAGUGUCUACCAAUUCAGAUCUCGAGGCUUGGGAUGACUUGGCCUCCUGUGUUGACAAAGAAAAUAGUGUCAAGGAAAUUUUACAUCGCCUGAAAUCAGAAACUUCUGGCAAUACCAGUAUGUUACCUGAAAUCACCAAGCUGCUGAAUUCUGCAAACCAGAUUAUUAAGAGGCUGGAGUGACGAGCAAAGAGCCAACUUGUCAACGAAUGGUCAAAGAUACCAUCGAGGAGACGUCACUGUAACCGUGUAGAGGGUUCUACCUGGCAGUGGACUGCUGGGGGAUGUUGAGGGAGGACCUGGCAGUGGACUGCUGGGGGAUUGUGAUGGAGGAUCUGGCAGUGGACUGCUGGGGGAUGUUGAGGGAGGACCUGUCAGUGGACUGCUGGGGGAUUGUGAUGGAGGACCUGGCAGUGGACUGCCCUGACAGUGGACGUUCAUUUAAUUCCUCUUUUUAUUUAGAAGUGUUGGCAUGAUUCCCCUCUUGCUUGAAUAUUUUAUUUUUGAAUUAUCCUUUUUUUGUGACGUGUUUUGGUUUGCACUGCGUAAUUGCGGCAAUUGGCUUUGGUCAGAAACGUAGUUGGGCCGAACCUUUCUUGGUGAAGAUCUUUCCGUUGUUCGCCCAAGUGUCUUCCCUUCUUUUAACGUUAUGUUUAGUCGGACAACGCAGGCAUGACUUUUAUGCCUUCGGAGAGACUUAAAGGAUGUGUUCUGUUUGGGCUGCAUAAUUGCGGUAAUUGGGCUUUGGUCAGGCACGUCGUUGAGGCCGAACCUUUCUUGGUGAAAAUCUUUUCGUUGUUUGCUCAAGGGCAUUCCUGUUUUUUUCUCUUAACGUUGUGUUUAGUCGGACAAUGCAGGCAUAACUUUUAUGCAUUCGGAGAUAUUUUUAUCUUGCGUUUGGUUUGGGCUGCGUAAUUGCACUUUUAUGAUUUUCUAGACAUCAGUCGCUAAUGGAGGGGUAAAGCGUGCGUGGUGAAAACGAUAUUUGAUUUUGAUGUUGGUUCUUGAGCUCUUUUUGUGGCUAUAAGGACCUUGGUCAAUGAUGCGUUAGGUUGGGCUUUUGUGAAGUGAUCUUCGUUUGCCGUCAGAGGGAGCGUUAAUAUUUUUCGUGUAAUUAGUGUGGAAAGGACUCGCCUUCAGUACCGGAGGAAUUCGACUUGUUUAGCUAACAGAGUUUUUUUCUUGUAACCCAUGGGUAAUUUAUUUGGUUCAGAAACCGGCACCGUUUCUAUAAAACUUCUGGAAUAUCACUUUGACCGAUAAUUAGAUAUAAUUCUCACUUGUGGUAGAGACUACGAGUUUAGUUCACUUUCAACGAACGCUUAUCACAGUUUCUCGUUUAAUUUCUGCAAAAGUUAUGAAGAGUUACAUUUCAAUUGAUCUAGUAUCAAUAACUUACAGCCACGGGUAAAUGUUCUUGAAAUCAUUUCUCAAUCAACCAGAAUUUUGAGAAUUUUAAACUUGUUACUUCAAACCUCUGAAUUCACUAUUCAUUACUAGGCUCGCGAUGCGGGGCUCCAGGGUAACCUGGAAUAAAGUUCAACUUUUGUGCCUUUAAAUCUUUUAUUUAUUUGAGCCUUCAAAUACAAUGGAUACUUAUUUCUGA
Molecule: messenger RNA, 2297 nt
Organism: Hyalella azteca
Lineage: Eukaryota; Metazoa; Arthropoda; Malacostraca; Amphipoda; Hyalellidae
Product: E3 ubiquitin-protein ligase TRIM31
Exons: 2
Coding region: 143-874 (243 amino acids)
Molecular function (GO): zinc ion binding
Source: RefSeq, a predicted model, not a curated record